CGCCAUGGGAACCGGAGCCAAAACCUCGCGUCCCGCCUCCUCCCGCCGGAUUGGACGCGGCCUCUGUCAAUCCGCAAAGAGAACGUUGUGAACGGCGGCUUGGGGAAGUCCGCGCGUGCUUCCGUUCGCGCCGCUUCCGUUUCCGGGUGCCGGCGUGAGGGAGCUGAGGCGGCCGGCGCGGCGGGCAGGAUGGGGCUGAGCGCGGAGGAGGCGGCGGAGCAGGAGGACCGGUUCGACGGCAUGCUCCUGGCCAUGGCCCAGCAGCACCAGGGCGGCGUGCGCGAGCUCGUGAACACAUUCUUUAGUUUCCUGAGGCGUAAAACGGAUUUUUUCACUGGUGGAGAAGACGGAGUAGCAGAGAAGCUGAUCACAGAUACCUUCAACCAUCACAACAAACUAGCUCAGAAGGAGCGGAAAGAGAAAAAGGCUCGACAAGAGGCGGAGCGGCGUGAAAAGGCAGAGAGAGCCGCAAAACUCGCUAAAGAAAAGCAGCAAGAGGCAAACGAGCCAAGGAUUAAGGAGCUUACAGAUGAGGAAGCAGAAAGGCUGGAGCUGGAGAUCAACCAGCAGAAGAAGGAGGUGCAAGGACAGAUGAACAGUGUCCCGGUGAAACCCUCGGCGGAUGAAGGUGAAUCUUUGGAUUCUAACAAACAGGAAACAGAUGAUGAAGAGGAAGAUGAGAAGGAUAAAGGAAAAAUUAAACCCAACUCUGGCAAUGGAGCUGACCUUCCCAAUUAUAGAUGGACACAGACUCUUUCAGAGCUGGAUCUGGCCGUCCCGUUCAAGGUGAACUUCAGGUUGAAGGGGAAGGACGUGGUGGUGGAUGUUCAGCGACGGCGCCUCAAAGUUGGCCUGAAGGGCCAUUCGCCCGUCAUCGAUGGCGAGCUUUUCAAUGAAGUGAAGGUGGAGGAGAGCUCCUGGCUGAUCGAAGAUGGGAAAACCGUCACCGUGCACCUGGAGAAGAUCAACAAGAUGGAAUGGUGGAACAAACUGGUCUCCACAGACCCUGAAAUCAACACCAAGAAAAUUAAUCCAGAAAACUCAAAGUUGUCAGACCUGGACAGUGAAACCCGCAGUAUGGUGGAGAAAAUGAUGUACGACCAACGACAGAAAUCCAUGGGCCUCCCCACGUCUGAUGAACAGAAGAAGCAGGACAUUUUGAAAAAGUUUAUGGAGCAGCAUCCAGAAAUGGACUUUUCAAAGGCUAAAUUCAACUGAGCCCUCCCCUUCUCCCCCCUGGUUCAGCCAGCCCAUGGAAUGGCGCAGGAUACGUGUUGCUGGAUACCCCCCACCUUGGGCAAGUACCACUUCCAGCGUCCCCCCCAAGCUCACUGCGGAGGUGGCUCCACCAAGUCAUCCGGGGUUGUCCUGUGUCACACGGGGCCACAGAAGCGCCUCGCAGCAGCUCCCGUUAGAGACAUCUGCAACACUUCCCAAAGGGCAGACAGGAGAGGAGGGGUUACAGCAAAAAGAGUGUUAGGAAAGAGCCAGGUCGGGGAGGUUUUGAUGCCUACUUUUAAUGUACAUCUCAGCUUCACCUCCUGGUUCCACUCUUUGCCACUUCAGUUUGGCAGCAGGUACUCUUGAAUUUUUACUCCCUUCCCCUCAGCUUUCCUGCUCUCCUGUGAAAACAAGGGCCAGUUUAUAAAAUAACUCUCCUUCUGCCUCCUUGGGAAGGGAAAACACCAGUCUAAAAACCCAGCUGUUGCUCCUCCUU
Columba livia (rock pigeon) is the source of this 1717-nucleotide messenger RNA. RefSeq names its product nuclear distribution C, dynein complex regulator (gene NUDC). The transcript has 9 exons. Bases 190 to 1218 code for a protein of 342 amino acids. The record is from RefSeq and is a predicted model, not a curated record. Gene Ontology annotation, biological process: protein folding. Gene Ontology annotation, cellular component: cytoplasm. NCBI's taxonomy places the organism in Eukaryota, Metazoa, Chordata, Aves, Columbiformes, Columbidae.